Molecule: messenger RNA, 2940 nt
Organism: Manihot esculenta (cassava)
Lineage: Eukaryota; Viridiplantae; Streptophyta; Magnoliopsida; Malpighiales; Euphorbiaceae
Product: homeobox protein ATH1
Exons: 5
Coding region: 900-2654 (584 amino acids)
Biological process (GO): regulation of transcription by RNA polymerase II
Molecular function (GO): RNA polymerase II cis-regulatory region sequence-specific DNA binding; DNA-binding transcription factor activity, RNA polymerase II-specific
Source: RefSeq, a predicted model, not a curated record
UGUGGGACUUUUUUCUCUCUUUCUCUCUCUUUUAAAGUCUUAAUGAAUGGGUCCAUUUCAUGCAUCUCCCACUUCACUGCAGAAGCUUUUUAUGGCUUUUUGGCACUCUCUUUAAUUUCUUGCUUUUAAUGAGUUAUCUGAGAUCGUUAUCGUCCUUUAUUUUCAAUACCCAUUUGUGUUUGUAGGCUUUAAAUCUCAGUUUCUUGGUUUUGGGAUCAUUGGAGAAUACCACUUUUCUGAUUGUGCAAAGAAAUUAACCCAUUUUUUCUUUAUUGGUGUACUGGAUUUUAUUUCGUUUCUCCAUUUUCUUUUAUUUUUUUGGUCGUUUAAAGAAAGUGAAUGCAUUUCCCUGUUGGCUUUUUCACCAUCAUCUUUCUUUCUCUCUUUUGUUAAAGAAGAAAACAAAAGUCACCACUGUUUUCUGGCUUUUCAUUAUACUCUUUCAUGGAGAAAGAGAGACCAAUGAUUUCAUGGGAAGUUGAUGUUGAAAUAGCUUGUCUUGGGUUUUCUGAGUAAAGCCUAUAUAUAGUGUCAAUUAGUAUUCAAACAGACCACUUUGUCUUGCAAGCUUUGAAAAAAAUUAUCUCAUGUAUCUGCUUUGAGAAAUCCCAUGAAUCUGCAUCAAAAAUUUUGACUCUCUUUAUAGUACUUUACCCUAAAGCUGGCUUCCAAACUUUGGAUUCCUAGCUAGCUGUGGUUUGUCUCUUGGUGGGUGAUAGCUUCUUAGCAAAUGAAUGAAAAGGUGGACUUGUAAGAUUACCCACUAGAACAACAGAGGACAGCCCCAGCAAGUAAAUUAGUGUAUUUCCUGAGAAAAGUCUCCAAAGAAGUGAAGAAUCUGAACCAGGUUCUGAACACAAAUAAUGGCCUAAUGUACAAAUGAAGCAUGUGAAGCUUGGAUGUUUUGUGCCAAUAUGAUGGAGAAUCGUUUGUUUAGUGUUCCUAUAGAUGUGGGUGGCCGGAAUUCCACUGUAAUGGAAGGAAUUGGAUCACAGAUAACACCAAGCUCAUUUGUCCAGUUUGAUUCAUUUGAUCUCAACAACCAAAACCAGACAUUGGAUGGAUACUCAGUGAUUCCUACAUUGCGAGGAGCUCCUAUCAGUGAUCUCCAUGCAGAUAAUCGAGCUGCUGCAGUUGUUGUUUCUGAGGCUUUCACGAGAGGCACUGAGUUUCAACAAGAGUUUGUGGGUGGAACUCCCAUUUCUGGUCCUGCACUUGCUACUCUUGUAUCUUCAAGAAGUGGAUUUCAAGAAACUCUCACCAACUUAGCAAUUUCAGAAUCUUCAAUGUAUCCAUUGGAGGUUUUAAGAACUUAUGUUUCUGAUGACUUCUCUAAUGGUUUAAACUCUUCAUUUGCUUCCUCUGUGAAUUAUGGCUGCAACGAAGUAUUUGUUCAUAUGAAUGCUAAGGAGGACAUUAACCGAUUUCCAGCUCCUGUAGAGCUUGCUGGAAAAGCUCCUUUAAGAACUGGGUUUCAAUCCUAUUCAUCCAUGGGAAACCUGGAAGCAAAUAACUGGAUAUCUACAAAUAGUGUGAAUCUAAGUGCCGAUGAUCCUUACAGAUCGAGUCAUUUUAGCAAUGAGCUAUCUUUAAGUCUAGCUUCAUCUCAGCCUUCUGCCAUACAUGGGUCUCACGUUCCAGAUCAGUGCUCAGAGAUAAGUUGUUCUGGUGUUACACGCCAUUGCUUGAAAGAAACACCAUGCUCAGAACAAACUUCUUCAAGCUGUAAGGAACUUUCUCUGAGUUGUGGUUCUUACAGGGCUGGUCAAUUCUCACAAGUAAUAUCAGGGUCUAGAUAUCUGCAUGUAAUACAGGAAAUACUUGCUCAAAUUGCAAGUUAUUCACUAGAGAAUCUAGACCAGAUGAGUUUUUCAUCUGCUGGGUUCAAAAUUGGAGCAGAUAUACCAUCUGGUUCAAGUUACCCUAAGGAAGGGAGGAUGUGCUUAAUGGGUCCUGAUGGAUCCCCUAAUGUGGAUAGUGGAUUCGAAGUUCGACUCGAUCCAGCUCUGCAGAAACGAGCGCUGGAAGCAAAGAAGACACAACUACUGAGUCUACUACAAGUGGUUGAUGACCGAUAUAACCAAUGUUUGGAUGAGAUACACACAGUUGUAUCUGCUUUCCAUGCUGCAACUGAAUUGGAUCCUCGAAUACACACUCGAUUCGCUCUCCAAACGAUCUCCUUCUUGUAUAAAAGCCUUAGGGAGAGGAUCAGUAACCAAAUCCUUGCUAUGGGAGCACAUUUUGAUAGUGGAGGUGCAAGAGAAACAGAAGGAUCUCUUGAAACUUCCUAUUUACAUAAGCAAUGGACUCUACAGCAACUGAAGAAAAAAGAUCAUCAGCUAUGGAGGCCUCAGAGAGGCUUGCCAGAACGAUCCGUCUCCGUGCUGCGUGCAUGGAUGUUUCAGAACUUCCUUCACCCAUACCCUAAAGAUGCCGAGAAGCAUUUGCUCGCAGUAAAAAGUGGACUAACAAGAAGUCAGGUUUCAAACUGGUUCAUCAAUGCUCGAGUUCGACUAUGGAAACCGAUGAUUGAGGAAAUGUAUGCUGAGAUGAACAGGAGGAAAGCUAGGCAAGAUGAGGAAGGAACCAACAGCAAUCACAGAAACCACAUGAUCAGCAUCAACAAUCUAAGAUUUAAUGUGAACCAAAGUUGAAGAAAGAGUUAAACAUAAUGGCAAUGAGACAAAGCAUUUACAUACAACAUCCAUAAAUUGGAGAAACUGUAUAUAAUGCUCUAUAAAAUUUGGGGAAUCAAGCAUGUUAGAUGUCUCUUCAAACAAAUGGGAACUCAAGUGAGUAAAUGCAAUGAAAUUGUUUUGUAAGUUCAUAAUUUUUUUUUCUUUUUUUUUUUUUUUGGGUGGAUUCAGAAAAAUGAUGUCUGAAUUUGAAAUCAUGAACUAUGAACUCUCAAUAUUGAUAGUGUUAUGAUGCCGUUUACUU